AUGUCUACCACGUCGGUUGAUUUACUACGACGUAAAAAGUUUACUCGCACCACGUCGUCACCCAAACAACCGACAGAUGAACAAAUUGAGCUGGUGCGCUCUAGUUGGGAGCGUGUCUCAGAGCUCCGCCAAGAAAGCGAUAGCGCUGCUAUAUCACCAGCACACGCAUUUGGGCUUGCCUUUUACGAUGCCCUCUUUGCUCUUGAACCAGAGACACGGCUAUUAUUUAACAACAUCUUUCCACAAGCAAGAGCAUUGACUGGAAUGAUAUCAUGCCUUACUCGUGCUCCUGCAGCUGUGACAGCAGCAACCACAGUGCAACAGCUUCAGCAGCUUGGCUCUCGACACGCCCAAUACAAUGUACAUCCUGAUCAUCUUGCACUCGUUGGCCCUGCCUUUGUUUCAGCUCUCAAACAACGCCUUGGAACAGAAUAUACACAUGAUAUUGGUGAUGCAUGGUUAAGCGCCCACGCUUUCGCUGCACACCACAUGCGUAUAGGGCUCGUUACCCAGCUGGCCUGGGAUGGCCGUAGUCAUCAUUCAACUAGCGCUACAUGUACCAUACAAUAA
Messenger RNA from Lichtheimia ornata, 570 nucleotides. RefSeq lists its product as uncharacterized. Gene Ontology annotation, cellular component: intracellular anatomical structure. Gene Ontology annotation, molecular function: nitric oxide dioxygenase [NAD(P)H] activity; FAD binding; oxygen binding. The coding region runs from base 1 to 570 and encodes 189 amino acids. Gene Ontology annotation, biological process: cellular response to nitrosative stress; nitric oxide catabolic process. The record is from RefSeq and is a predicted model, not a curated record. The transcript is spliced from 2 exons. Lineage: Eukaryota; Fungi; Mucoromycota; Mucoromycetes; Mucorales; Lichtheimiaceae.